Molecule: messenger RNA, 2077 nt
Organism: Cryphonectria parasitica EP155
Lineage: Eukaryota; Fungi; Ascomycota; Sordariomycetes; Diaporthales; Cryphonectriaceae
Exons: 2
Coding region: 1-1959 (652 amino acids)
Biological process (GO): intracellular signal transduction; protein phosphorylation
Cellular component (GO): cytoplasm
Molecular function (GO): ATP binding; protein serine/threonine kinase activity
Source: RefSeq, a predicted model, not a curated record
AUGACGAUUUCGAACCCGCAGGAGAGCCUAGAGAGCACGCAACCAUUCUCUUCAAGCUCCCAUGCAGCCAGGCUCGCCGAGUACACGGGCGGACAACAAGAUGCGGGACAGAACUGGGAGAGCACACAACCCUUCUCUUCCAGCAGCUCCCUCGCCGCCAGGAUCGCCGAGUACACAGGCGGACAACCACCUGUCCAACCCGAGCCGGACCAUCCGGAGGACAAGGACAGCACCCAGCUGGCACAGGUCUCUGUCUCGGAGCAACAAGAUUUCUUCACAGCCCCGGAAGAAUUCCACCCUGACCCUAUCGAGGGCUCCGAUAGCUCUGUGCGAGACAGAGCCCACGGCUCCCAGCAGGGCGGCGAGCAUCAGCCUGCGGAAGUUUCUCUGGACCAGCUGGCCCUGCGCUGGGACCCGCGGAUCAGGGUUGUCUUCAGACAGCCCCGGGAUCUGGCCAUCCAGAUUGACCAAGCCGGACAGCAGGAGGUUACAAUGCUCUCGAGGCCUGGAUCUGAAGAGCAGCCGCUCUGGCUUAAUCUCUUGGGCUGCAUACAAAGCAGGAGUGAACCUAUGUUCUCCUUGACAGCUGGCAGCAUCCAGUGCGAGUUCUUCUAUAUCCCGAACUGCGAUGAUAUAAUCCUACGCAAUGGUCCAGGCCCUGUUGAGAUACAGUGCGUAUCAGAUUCAGAAUUCUCAUCAAAGCUCUUAGCCAAAGGAUAUACUACUCUCGUGCCAGGUACUUGGAAGGUCUGGACAGCUCAGCACAGCUUGGAGUUUCAGCUAUGGCCUCGCCAGUACUCAGUCGAAAUCCAGGAGGGGAGGAUACUGGGGAAGAGAAGCUCUGGAGAGAUUAUGCUGCCGGCUACCAAGAGAAGGCGCGCGCCUGAGCCGCUUCUCUUGUUGAUGCCUUCUGUAACACCAUCGUCAUUGCCAGAAGGAGAGGUAGCUUGUAUAGCAUAUUCUCUGGAUGACCAGGCUUGGCUCGCGUAUAAGCCUAGUGAGGGUCAAACGCUUAUGGUACGAGAUGAGAAUGCAGAUGAGGUGGGAUAUCGUCUUGCCUAUCUGUAUUCUAGAUGGGAGCGCCGAUCGCACUGCGCCUAUACCUUCAAAGCUAUUCUGAAUAGCAAUCUGACCAGCACAAAGGCUGUUGUGGUCAAGAUCAUUACACAACCACAAGGGAUACAUGCUGAAGAAUGCAGAGAAGCGGGGAUACGCAGUGCUGCCCUGAGGUGGUAUGCUGAGUUCAAACAGCAUCGUCAUCUCGACCAUCCCCGGAUCGCUCAUCUCCUGGGCUAUGACGCGCGAUUACAUACCCUGUAUAUUGAGUUCAAAGAUCUAUCGGAUCUCAGCAGCUCCGCCUGGUGUACCAAGACAGGGUUAUUCAGAGGGAACCAUGCCGAUGCAUGUCGUAUUCUCGCAGAUAUCUCGAGCGCUCUGCUCUACCUGGAGAACAAGAGCAUUCUUCAUAACGAUAUCAAGCCAGGCAAUAUCCUCUACGGCAGAGAUACUGCAUUAUGCAGAAGAGGUGCAAUCCUUAUUGACUUUGGUCUAGCUCAGGAGCCCGGAUCUAUAGUUAGAGGGGGUACGCCUUGGUAUGUUCCCCCAGAAUACCGAGUUGGACGCAGAGGAUAUCCGGCAGAUAUUUGGGCACUUGGCAUUUCUAUGCUCUAUCUGAUAAAGUAUAUAAUGCUGCCAGAGAAGCAGCCCCAAUUCCCGGCGUGGCAACUAGCCCAAUAUCAUACCGAUUCUCGGGCAGAGGGACAGAUGGAUCAGUGGCUUGAAGAGGUUGAACGACUGCAGUGCGAUCUGCAGGCUAGGUCUUCGCAAAAAUACAGAGAAGGAGUCGAGCUUGAAGUAUAUAUCAGCAAGAUGUUGGAGCUGAGUGAGAGCCAACGGAUCACCAGGAGAGAACUUGCGCAGCAGACACGGCGAUGGACAUCGGAUAUAUGCGACAGCUAAAAGGAGUGACUACUCCCAGCUGACUGGAAAUGAUAAUAGUCUAUAUAGCUGCGGAGAACAGUCAGACUCACAGGAUAUGGCUGCUGCGAAGUAAUCAUAACGUAUUGUUGUGGUGGCC